Hydractinia symbiolongicarpus is the source of this 3399-nucleotide messenger RNA. Its product is annotated as cAMP-specific 3',5'-cyclic phosphodiesterase 4C-like. Gene Ontology annotation, cellular component: perinuclear region of cytoplasm; nucleus; cytosol. Gene Ontology annotation, biological process: signal transduction. The coding region runs from base 16 to 2685 and encodes 889 amino acids. Gene Ontology annotation, molecular function: 3',5'-cyclic-AMP phosphodiesterase activity. The record is from RefSeq and is a predicted model, not a curated record. NCBI's taxonomy places the organism in Eukaryota, Metazoa, Cnidaria, Hydrozoa, Anthoathecata, Hydractiniidae. The transcript has 18 exons.
GAAUUUAUAAAAGCAAUGUUUAAAUUAACCGAAAAAACAAACUUUAGAGACAAAAAGGUAGCUGAAAUGAAUUUCUCUGACGAAGAUGUAUUCCUCGAAGAAAAUGAAGUAACUGAUAUCAGAAAUGUUUCUGCACAGAUAAAAAAGAGACGAAGAACAUUUCCUUUCAUAAUGCGUCGCUUUCGUCCAUCAUCGCCGGUGAAAAACAUGCCUACUUUUAACGAACUUCCGGUAGCAUCAAAGAUCUCUCCACAACAAACACGUCAUGAUGUUAACAAGAAUGAAAAAUUGGGCAAGCAAGACAAAUCGGACAAAAAAGGAAAAGAUGUAAAGAACGCAUUGUUGAAUGUUGUCCUACCUGUUAUUUCGCUGACCUCAGCAGAAAAUGAAAACUCGGAGGAAGAAGACAAUGAUGUCACAGAUUUUAACCAUGGCCACGAGAAUGAACAAUCUGGGAAAUCAGUAGGCCCAAACAAUAAUACAAUUAAUGAUGGUGACCGAUUACAAGUAAACCCAAUUAAUACAUACAAUGUUCAAAGACGUGAAAGCUUUCUUUACAGAUCGGAUAGUGAUAACGAAAGUAAUCAGCCUCCCCGCUCAUCUCGGCAUUCAUCUAUUUCAAGUGAAGGAGUUCAUGGGGAUGAAUUGGUCACACCAUUUGCUCAAGUUCUGUCAUCUUUACAAAGUGUUCGAUCUAAUUUUGUUUUACUUACAAACAUUCGUCAAAACCGGUUACGUCGUGGUUCUGAAGGAUUUCAUUUAAAUUCGAGACUUUGUCAGUUGUAUGAAAUUAGUGAUGGCAGCAUGAUUAGGGAUGACAUGUUUAAAAAGCUGACGAUGGCUACAUUAAAGGAGUUUGAUUGGUGCCUUGAUCAGUUAGAUACUUUAAAAGCCAGUAUGUCUAUAAGUGAAAUGGCAUCAAAUAAGUUUAAACGUUUGUUGGACAGAGAGUUAAAAGAUUUUUCUGAAACUGGCAUUGGUGGACCUGAAAUCUCUGCUUGGGUAUUUGAUACAUUUGUGGAUAAACAAAUGGAAUUAUUACCAAGGCGGGAGGCCAAACCUUUGCGAGCUCGUUCAAAAAGCCUUGUUAAAUCUUUAAAAAAACUUUCCAGAAGUGUCAGCUGUUCAGGAUCAGUUCCAAGGUUUGGUGUAGAGUGUUCUGAUGAAGCAUCACUUGAAGAGAUAAUGGAAUGCGUUGAUACAUGGAGUUUUGACGUGUUUAAAUUAGCUAAAGCAACUUCAUAUCGACCUUUAACAGCUAUAACGUACACAAUUUUGCAGACUCGUGAUCUCCUGAAAAUUUUUAAAAUAAAGCCUUGGGUUUUCACAAAUUACAUUAGCUUGGUAGAGAGUCAUUAUGUUCGAGAGGUACCUUUUCACAAUUCCACACAUGCGGCUGAUGUUGUGCAUGCAACUCACGUCCUACUUUCUGCAAGUGUGUUUGAGGGUGUUUUCACUGACUUAGAAAUACUAGCUGCCAUUAUAGCAAGUGCAGUACACGAUGUUGACCACCCUGGCGUUAAUAAUCAGUUUCUUGUCAAUUCAAGUUCAGAAAUGGCGUUGAUGUAUAAUGAUGAAUCUGUGUUAGAGAAUCACCAUUUAGCGGUUGCUUUUCAACUCCUUCAGAGUGAGAAUUGCGAUAUAUUAGAUAACUUCUCAAGAGCUGAAAGACAACUUUUUAGAAAAAUGGUUAUCGAAAUGGUUCUUGCUACGGAUAACGCAAAGCAUAUGAACAUACUAGGUUCAUUAAAAACAAUGGUGGAGACUAAAAAGGUCGCAGAUGGAGGAGUAAAGCCAGUGGAAGCAGAAUCAUUUCCAGAAAAGAUGCAUGUUCUCAAAUGUUUAGUUCAUUGUGCUGACCUCAGCAAUCCGACCAGACCACUUCAUUUGUAUGAAACUUGGGUAGAGAGACUAAUGGAAGAAUUUUUUCGACAGGGAGAUAUUGAAAGAGAAAGAGGGAUGGAGAUCAGUCCGAUGAUGGACAGACAUAAUGCUAACAUAGAGAAAUCGCAGGUUGUAUUUAUCGAUUACGUCGUACAUCCUUUAUGGGAAACAUGGGGUGAUCUCGUUUACCCAGACGCCCAAGAAAUAUUAGGCAAUUUAGUUACUAAUCGAGAAUAUUUUCGAAGUCAAUGUCCGGCCAGUCCAAACGCCACUCCAGGCGUUACGCCCAAAGCGUCGCCUUUUACGCCACGAAAAAGCAUGCCAGCGGCUGUCGACAUUUCAACCUCUCGUCGAUUAUUUUCGUCACUUCAAGAAAAAUCGGAAGAUACGAACAAAACUGGAAGUUUCUUAGUAAAAAAUGACAUCAAACUAUUCCAAAAAACCAACGAUAGUGGACGUACGACAAGUGCGACGGAAAACUUUGAACUUGUUGAUCCUGUAGUGAAAGAUUUAAGAAGAAAAUCUGACAGUGACGCAUUAAGACGGCAUUCUUCAUCAGAUAUACGUUUAGCGAGUUUGAAAUUGUUAAAACUGACCAACAUUCAAUCCGAUGAGAAUAUGGAGAGUGAUGACAAAGAAUCAGAGAAAAAUGACAUCAAUAAUUUGAAAAAUAUCCCGGACCAGAAUAAAAAUUAUUUAAAAGAAAGUAAGGAAAGCAGGACUACAACCGUUGGUCACCUAAAAAACGCUACGACCGCUGGACAUCUACCAAACACUUCAAGAAGUUUUGCGCACACGUAGCGCUAUUGUUUCAUUCAACAUAGUAUUUCUUUAAUUUACUGCCAAACUAAAUUUUUAAAAAUCAUUGUAUGAUUUUUAGGACACAGUGCAAUCUUAAGGUUGAUAGAUCGCAGCGCGUUUAUCGAAGCAACUUUGUCGAUAAGUAAGAAAGUGACGUUCCUUUAGUUAGCACAGACAAUACACUUCAGAAUACUUGACAAAAUCACCUUUUAACUCGAACACCAAGUAACCCGAACACCAAGUAACCCGAAAUAUAACAUUUUAAACCUCCGUUUCAUGAACUUUCGUUAAUACUUUGUUACAAAGUCACUUGAACCACUCCAAGUUAACUCAAACCUUUGAUAAUACUUACAUUUUUUGUCCUUUGCAAGUUUGAGUUAUUUGAUGUCUGGCGCAAAAGACAGUUUUGCGAAAAGCUGGUUCGGACCAUUUUAUUUUGUAAAUGGUUUAAACGAAACAUUUUAUGUUUAGUGAGCAAACCUCAUCAUACACUCGAUAGAUUCGUGUCAAAAUAUAACAGAGGUAUAGGCCUCUCGCUUCGCAGUACAAGGCGUCUAUACCACGUAUGUAGACACCCCUUGUGUGAUAAUACACCUAUUCAAAAUAGACAUGAAUACGAAGGUGGUAUUUAAAUUUUAUUUUUCUUUAGCAAGAGAAUAUACACUGUAAAUAGCAUGUAAGUUAUUUCUAUAUGAAAAUCCCGUUUAUAAUCAA